Messenger RNA from Anoplophora glabripennis (Asian longhorned beetle), 2346 nucleotides. It is a transcript of the gene EndoA, whose product is annotated as endophilin-A. Gene Ontology annotation, molecular function: protein binding. Lineage: Eukaryota; Metazoa; Arthropoda; Insecta; Coleoptera; Cerambycidae. Bases 148 to 1452 code for a protein of 434 amino acids. The record is from RefSeq and is a predicted model, not a curated record. Gene Ontology annotation, cellular component: presynapse; cytoplasm; glutamatergic synapse. Gene Ontology annotation, biological process: synaptic vesicle uncoating. The transcript is spliced from 11 exons.
UCAUUCUCUCGAUUCAUUUUAUCAUAUUCGUGUUUGUGAUUUGUACUGAACAGAUGUUUUUAAAUUUGCAGACCUAACCGUUACCCUCGUAAAUUAAAAAAGUGUAGUUCUAAUUAAUUAAAGGUAGAAGACAGCAUUAUAUAAAAAAUGGCAUUUGCAGGGUUAAAGAAACAAAUCAACAAGUGCAAUCAGUAUGUCACGGAGAAGAUGGGGGGAGCAGAGGGCACGAAACUGGACCUGGACUUUAUGGAUAUGGAAAGGAAAACCGACGUGACCUGCGAACUCGUGGAAGAGCUACAGAUGAAAACCAAAGAGUUCCUACAGCCGAAUCCGACGGCGCGGGCCAAGAUGGCGGCGGUGAAAGGUAUCAGCAAACUCAGCGGUCAAGCCAAAUCGAAUACCUACCCCCAACCUGAGGGCGUCCUAGGCGACUGCAUGCUCAUGUACGGGAGGAAACUGGGGGACGACAGCCCCUUUGGACUGGCGCUUGUCGAAAUGGGUGAAUCUCUGAAACAGAUGGCCGAUGUCAAGUACUCCCUCGACGACAAUAUCAAGCAGAACUUCUUGGAGCCCUUGCACCAUCUCCAGACUAAAGACUUAAAGGAAGUUAUGCACCAUCGGAAAAAAUUACAGGGUAGAAGGCUCGAUUUCGACUGCAAACGCAGACGGCAAGCUAAAGGUUCAAACAUUGCAGAUGACGAGAUCAAGUUGGCCGAGGAAAAGUUCGCCGAAUCCCUGCACCUUGCUCAAAUGGGAAUGUUUAAUUUAUUAGAAAACGACGUAGAACAAAUAUCGCAAUUAGCUACUUUUGCCGAAGGCCUUUUGGAUUAUCAUAGUCAAUGUACAGAAAUUCUUAAACAUCUGACUGAAGCUCUUUUGGAAAAGAAAGACGAAGCAGCAAAUCGUCCAAAAGUCGAGUUUGUACCGAAAUCUUUAGCUGAUCUCAAUAUAGAAGGAGUAACGGAUGGACUAAAUGGUACACACAACCACAAUAAUUUCACAAACCACAGUAAUCACAGUAGUAGUACAAACUUAUCCGGCGGUUAUCAGUUUAAGCGACCUGCACCUAAAACUGUUCCUAUCAAACAGUCACAAUCAUAUACCACACCCGAUCCCUUUGAUCCUUGGAGUUUCCCUCAAGGCUCCUCACAAGCGUCUUCACCACAACAUAAACCAUACAACCUUGAGUUGCACCCAGGACAACAGUCUGCUAAUGCAUCUCCAUUGCCGUCCCCAAUGAAAUCUCCUGCCAGGACGCCAAUGACCAGGCAACCAUGUUGCACGGCAUUAUACGACUUUGACCCUGAGAAUCCCGGCGAACUUGGAUUUAAGGAAAACGAUGUGAUAACUCUACUGAAUAAAAUCGAUGAGAAUUGGUUCGAGGGUAGUAUAAAUGGUCGUACGGGUUACUUCCCGGUGAACUACGUGAGGGUAGACGUGCCAUUACCAUGAAUUACGGGUUAAGAAUCAAUUAAACGACAACCCCUUCUAUUUAUUUAGAUAUAAUGUAUAUUAUUUCUUUUUUUAACUUGCCUUUUUGUAUAAAUAAUUUUUUUUAAAAUCAACAUUGUAUUCAACUGCACUUUCUGAAGUGAGACAAAGCCAUAUACAUUAUAAGCUAGUGAUUAUUGCGCAUUUACUUUAGUUAGUUAAGAAAAGGUACUGAAUUUACAAGUUAAAAUCUUCCCCGAUCGAGAUUUCGUUCCAAUUUUGUAUAUAGGGUAUGUAUAUUUGAACGUUUUGUUUAUAUGAUUUUAAUAUCUCGACAGUGUGCGUGUAUGGGUGUGUGCAGUUGAAAAUUGCGUAUUUAAUUAUCAGAUUAAUGAUAUUCAGUAAAUAAUUAUGAGGAUUAUGUGGACAAGAUUAAAUUUAGUUGUACAUAUUUAGUAUGUUUAGCUUAGUUACUUUAAUAUCGAUAGAUUAGUUUGAAAUUGUUGUUUAUAUUGUGAAUGCUUUAUCGUUCAGUUUUGACAAACUGGAUUUUAUAACAGAUAUAUUGUCAGAAUAAAAUGAAUUAUAAUAAAAAUGAAUGUAAUUAUUGGCACUGGCAGCCGCGUACCUCCGUUGUGGAUCAGGUUGAUGACAUCCCUAUAAACUUAUUGCAGAUUCUUAAAAAAUGACUUAUUUUGUCCUCAACCUUUUACAACUUGCCAAAAGUGUUAUUGCAUGGAAAAUCAAUGUUAAUAAAAAAAAACAAAAUAAAAACUAUGUUUUGUUGAUGUUUUUGAUGUAGUUGCUAGAUUUCCGCUGAAACUUUAUACAUCUAGAUAAUGAAGAGUAUAUUAUAAAUACGAUACCUUAUUAAUAUUACCAAAAAGUUUGGGUGCUGCUUUUUAUAAAUAAUAU